Daldinia vernicosa is the source of this 1732-nucleotide messenger RNA. RefSeq names its product FAD dependent oxidoreductase. Gene Ontology annotation, cellular component: mitochondrion. The transcript is spliced from 2 exons. The coding region runs from base 303 to 1622 and encodes 439 amino acids. The record is from RefSeq and is a predicted model, not a curated record. Lineage: Eukaryota; Fungi; Ascomycota; Sordariomycetes; Xylariales; Hypoxylaceae. Gene Ontology annotation, molecular function: (S)-2-hydroxyglutarate dehydrogenase activity; (S)-2-hydroxy-acid oxidase activity.
UCCAAUUAACAUUGCUUUUUCGUUAAACAAGUCUUAUGGAUUAACCUAGGUUAAGUAUUUGUUCAUGAGUGCUUACCACAUAACUAUAAGUAAAGAUUACAUUACGAAGCUACCUUACCUUUUACCAAUGCAAGUCGAUAGAUAAGUUCGAUAAGAGCUCCGGUCCGGCGGUUUAGAAUAUGAUAUCAUCCCCUUUGAUUCUGAUUAUAACCUUGGGUACUUUUAACGGGAUCCUUAGGUAGCUCCGUUCUCACGAUCCUAGGUUAUUCGAUUAAUUUUCUGCCUGCGAGACGGAAGCGAAUAUGUUCUCAGGAGUGGCCCGGCGGCAGUUCCAGUCGCAUCACUUACGCGGCCUAGCACGCUCGUUCUCUAGUACCGCACCGGUGAGGACGGAUUUUACGCAUGUUGUCAUAGGCGGCGGCGCCGUCGGCCUCGCCAUCGCGCGAGCCCUAGCCUCCCACUCCUCCUCCAAUAACAACAACAGCAACAGCACGCUCCUCCUAGAACGGCACCCGCACACCGGCACAGAAACCUCCUCGCGCAACAGCGAAGUCAUCCACGCAGGCCUGUACUACGGAUCCCAAUCGCUCAAAACGCGCCUGUGCAUCCGCGGCCGCGAGGCCCUGUACUCGUUCUGCGCGCGCUACGGCGUCCCGCACGCGCGCGUCGGGAAAUGGGUCGUGGCGCAGGACGAGGCGCAGGUGGAGGCGCUGAGGGCGAUACACGAGGCGUGUAGUAGCAGAACAGGGGGGGAGGAGGGGGAGUUGGGCGGCGUGCCGACGAGGUGGGUGGGCCGCGAGGAGGCGCGCAGGUUGGAGCCCGAGGUGCGCGCUUUGGGCGGCGUGCUGGAGAGUCCGGAGACGGGGAUCGUGGAUUCGCAUGCGUUGAUGACGGCGCUGCUGGGGCAGUUCGAGGAGAGCGGGGGCGUGCUGGCUGUUAAUUCGGCGGUGGUCGGGGUCGAGGGUCUGGGGGCAGGGGCGAGGCCCGGUAGUGAUGGAUGGCGGAUUACCGUUCGCGACGCGGCUACCGGUGACGAAUCGAGCAUUACCGCCUCGACCAUCAUCAACAGCGCUGGGCUCGGCGCCGCCGAUAUCCACAACAUGAUUGCGCCGCCGGACAAGCGCGUCCGGCUGUACUACGCCAAGGGGAACUACUUCAGCUACGGCGCGUCUGCGCCCAAAGUCCGCCGGCUGAUAUACCCGGUAACCGCGCCGGGCGCGGGCGGGCUAGGCACGCACCUGACGCUGGACCUGGCGGGGCGGAUGCGCUUCGGGCCCGACGUAGAAUGGGUCGAGUCGCCGAGCGACCUAGCCGUCAACGCGGCGCGUCUGCCGGCCGCCGUCGCCGAGAUAAAGAAGUAUCUCCCGUCCGUCGACGAGAGCGCCCUGGCGCCGGACUACGCGGGCAUACGGCCCAAGUUAGCGCCGGCGGGUGCCGUGGCGACGGGCGGAGGGGGGUUUGUGGAUUUUUAUAUCAGGAAGGAGGAUGGGUUUGAGGGGUGGGUGAAUCUGCUGGGGAUAGAGAGUCCGGGGUUGACUAGUUGUCUGGCGAUUGGGGAGAUGGUGAGGGAUAUGCUGUAUGGGAGUGGGAAGGUAGAGGGAUCGGCGGCGUUGGGGACGUAAAUAGGGGUGGGUAAGUGUGCACGUAUCUGGGUACCUAUGUAAGGCUUCUACUUGGUCAUCAUGGCGAUUUGAAUAUGUCAGUCAGAUGGAAAGCGAGUUGAAAGGAGCGC